Molecule: messenger RNA, 531 nt
Organism: Fusarium pseudograminearum CS3096
Lineage: Eukaryota; Fungi; Ascomycota; Sordariomycetes; Hypocreales; Nectriaceae
Exons: 1
Coding region: 1-531 (176 amino acids)
Molecular function (GO): carboxy-lyase activity
Source: RefSeq, a predicted model, not a curated record
AUGUCGCUACCCCGAUAUCAGACAAAUACUCCCCUGCAUCCUACCUUCAAGGAUGACAUGCUCAACACUCAUCUUGUCUACGACUACGACGCCACAGACGCAGAGGGAAACCCCGAGAAGUGGCGCUACGAAAUUUGGUUCUUCUCCGACGACCGCGUCGUCUACGCCAUUCAUGGUGGUCCCAUGGCUGGCCGUAUCAACUACCAGACCGUCGCCUACCAGUGCGUCCGUCCAGGAGAGCUAUGGCAAGUCAACUGGCUAGAAGAGACUGGAACUAUCGUCUCCCUGGUGUACGACAUCACCAAUAAAACCAUGAGCGGAAUGCUAGGGUUCUCCAAGGGCCAUUGGGAACAUGCAGAGGAUGCACAUGGUGAUAAGCGAAACCCCCAGGACUUCAACAGGUGGAAGGAACUUGCUUCAAUUGGAAAGCAGACGGAGAGGUUUAUCUUGACGGAGCAGGCUAAGAUUAUUGAGGUUUUCAAGGGGCAGGGUGAUUUGAAGCCUAUUAAAGAGUCAGACCCGACAUUCUGA